AAGAAAUACAAAGACAUGGCUUCCACAUUCUUGGUUUAGCUAUGCUUUGGUUCUUCCUUAAAUACCUCACUCUAUACUUGAUACCAACCUCACUCACUUUCAGCUUCAGAAUUCAGACAGAUUCAGAAUUCAGAUAUGCCUUCAUUUAUGGAUAUUCAAGUAGCAAAUGAAUAUGAUUUCCCCAUCUCACUUCACACAAAUGACAAACCCAAAUCUUUUGAUCCCAUAACAAUUCCUAUCCCUUUUCCACCCUCAAAGAAGUUCUUAAGCAACAGUGUUCCAACUUCAGCAAUCUCAUCACCAAGAUUUGCAUCAAAUUUAUCCAAGAAGAAGGGGAAAAACCAACCUUCUCCUCUCUCUAACACCCCUUUGGCUAGGCAGCAUUCUGUGGCACUAGCAAAUCUCGAACGGCUCAAAGAAAACCACUUGCGCAGGAGCAUGUCAUUGGGUGUAGAAAGAUCAAGAUCAAGCGCGCCACCGGAAAAACAUGCUUUUGGGUUGACAAAAGUCAAUAGUGUUAAACAUGUUGAGGAAAGCAAAGUUAGCAGAGUUCAUAAGUCUAGUGGUGGUGGUGGUGAAGAUAAAAUGGAGUCUUGUGAGGAGAAGUUUAAAUGUGGAGCUAUGUGUUUGUUUAUUCCUGGUAUAGGAAAAGCAAAACAAGUAAAAGCCAGAAGGGAAGUAACUGGUAUAUGUGAGAAUAUGGGAGAAAAUGUUUCAAGAAAAGUGUCAUUGGAGAAAUUUGAAUGUGGAUCAUGGACAUCAUCAGCUAUAAUCAACUCAAGUGAAGAUGAAGAAAGUGAAUCCAAUCUCUUCUUUGAUCUACCAAUGGAAUUAGUCAGGUGCAGUGUGAGUGACACUCACUCCUCAGUGACUACAGCAUUUGUUUUUGACAAGGAGACAAAAGGGGUCCUCAAAAACACCACAGCAAAAACAACUGAUAGAAAAUCCGAUGAGUCAAGACGCCAUGUUCGGUUUUCUACAUCGUCCCCUGACUCUGACUCGCCCAAAUCCUGCGUAACUCCACGCCUUCACAAGGCGAGGGAAGAUUUCAAUGCCUUCCUAGAAGCCCAAUGUGUUUGAUCGAUCAAUUGCGGACUCAACCACAGGUUUUGUAGUCGGCAGAAUCCAGUGUUUCGAGGUCGAACCUUAUAUAUAUUUGCAAAAAACAGAUAAAGGUAGAGUUAGAUAUGCAUUUCAGAAUUCACAAUAUUUAAAUUCUGAAUCCGCCAUGGUCCAUGACCAUGACCUUAAAUACACAAACUUAGAUCAUGUAUUGUGUAUGGAUAAAACAUUUUCCCCUUUCUUGAGAAGAGUCAAAGGAGCAUCUUUCUACUUUAUCAUGUAGGUAUAUAAUGAAUUGCUUUAUCUUCUUAAAAAGAUCCUUACUAUGUUUAGCUAAGUGGUGAAAUGGAGAGAGAAAUGAUCUUUA
Nicotiana attenuata is the source of this 1429-nucleotide messenger RNA. RefSeq lists its product as uncharacterized. The record is from RefSeq and is a predicted model, not a curated record. The coding region runs from base 136 to 1080 and encodes 314 amino acids. Lineage: Eukaryota; Viridiplantae; Streptophyta; Magnoliopsida; Solanales; Solanaceae. The transcript has a single exon. Gene Ontology annotation, cellular component: chloroplast thylakoid membrane. Gene Ontology annotation, biological process: photosystem I assembly; response to photooxidative stress.